UUUUUUUUUUUUUUUUUUUUUUUUUCGAUUAUCUUUUUUUUUUUUUUUUUCCUUCUUCCUUUUUCCUUGUCUUUAUACAAUAUCAAAUAUUCUCAUCCUGAUAAUGGCUCCCACAAAGAAAGUUUUCAAUAUUCCAACUGCUGCUCUUCACCCUUCUUCAACCACUACUACUUGUUCUGUUCCUGGUGCCUGCAAUCGAGUGAAUCAUUCUAAACAAGACGGUUUUGAUUUGAAGGCACUCAUAGAAUCCAUUCAUAAAGUGCUAGGAGAUGAUAAAGGCUUGGAUUCGGAGAGUAUCGAUGCUCAACAGAUUAUUCAGUUGAUGGAAAAGUACAGCUCCAAUUCUGAAGAUUGGAGUCAAUAUACACUCUUUGAUCAUUCUCGAGCUUAUACUCGUAAUCUGAUUGACGAUGGAAAUGGAAAGUUUAAUUUGAUGAUUUUGGCUUGGAGUAAAGGUCAACAAAGUCCAAUUCAUGAUCAUGCAGGUUCACAUUGUGUCAUGAAGAUACUUGACGGAGAAUUACAAGAAACUUUGUUCAACUGGCCUGAAGAAGCUACUGCUGCUACUGCUGCUUCUGCUGCUGUUCAUGAGGCGAGUGUCGCUUCUACUGCCAUUGCUGUUACCGCUAAUGAUAUUACUGAAGCUGUUCAUUCGACUUGUCAUCCUGCUGAUGAUAAGGAUGUUUUCGUCGAUAAGAAGCAGGCUUUGAAAGUGUUUAAGAAUACGAUAUACAAGCCUAAUCAAGUAACCUAUGUGCAUGAUAAAAUCGGUCUACAUCGUAUCUCUAAUCCCAACCCUGAGAGAGGAGCCGUCUCUCUCCAUCUCUACACACCACCCUAUAAAGUCUGCAAGACCUUUGAAGAGACCACGGGUAAAGCAAGGAGCAGUGGCAUUUGUACCUUUUAUUCUAUUGGAGGAAGCCGUAUCUAGAAGAAAAACUUUUAUCCAUUUUUCGUACUACUGCAGUCAUUCCAUAUAACAUCCUAUUUGCAUUUUUGUCAUCCAUAAAGAAAAUAAAGCUCCAGUAGAGUAUAUAUAAAAAAAAAAAAAGUAAAAGCAGGAAAGUGAUAAAAAAGAAGACAAGAUGAAGCAAAGGGAAAGGGAAAGGGAAACGGUUU
Molecule: messenger RNA, 1119 nt
Organism: Mycotypha africana
Lineage: Eukaryota; Fungi; Mucoromycota; Mucoromycetes; Mucorales; Mycotyphaceae
Product: RmlC-like cupin domain-containing protein
Exons: 5
Coding region: 104-931 (275 amino acids)
Biological process (GO): L-cysteine catabolic process
Molecular function (GO): ferrous iron binding; cysteine dioxygenase activity
Source: RefSeq, a predicted model, not a curated record